This is a messenger RNA of Mesocricetus auratus (golden hamster), 673 nucleotides long. Its product is annotated as phospholipase A2-like. Bases 155 to 580 code for a protein of 141 amino acids. Gene Ontology annotation, biological process: fatty acid biosynthetic process; positive regulation of fibroblast proliferation; arachidonate secretion. The record is from RefSeq and is a predicted model, not a curated record. Lineage: Eukaryota; Metazoa; Chordata; Mammalia; Rodentia; Cricetidae. Gene Ontology annotation, molecular function: calcium ion binding; phospholipid binding; signaling receptor binding. The transcript is spliced from 4 exons.
CUGCCAGCUGGAACUGUCUGUGAGUGUGGACACAUUCUACUUAUGUGCUAUACACACACAGCAGUCACAGGCCCCGUGUGCUGACUGGACACUGUCAGAGCACAGCUACAGGACUAUAAAGAGAGCAGUCACUCGAGUCCUCCCCUCACUCAAGAUGAAACUCCUUCUGCUGGUCACUCUGAUCACAGGUGCUACUGCACAGAGCAUCAGCCCUCGGGCUGUGUGGCAGUUUGGCAAUGUGUUCCAGUGCAACAUCCCUUUGAUUCAACGCUUCAUGGAGUACAAUUUCUAUUGCUGGUACUGUCUCUUUGAUGGCUGGAACCACCCGAUGGAAGACAUAGACAGGUGCUGCAGGGCUCGCGCCAACUGCUAUGCUCAGGGCAAUAACAUGAAAAACUGUAACUUCCGCUUAGGCGACCUGUACACGACCUCCUAUUCAUACUCGUGUUCUGGAGCUGUGGUCACAUGUAAUGAAGAAAACGAUGCCUGUGCGGCCUUCAUCUGCAACUGUGACCGCCAGGCCGCCAUCUGCUUCUCCAACACUACCUAUAGCAAGGACUUCAGUGGAGAUUACUGUUAGACUUGUCACCUCAGUUACUGCCUACACCACUCCAGCCUGCCUGGUUGUGUUCACUACACACUGUGCCCUGUAAUAAAGCACCUAUUGAAAGAA